Lactuca virosa is the source of this 2412-nucleotide messenger RNA. Lineage: Eukaryota; Viridiplantae; Streptophyta; Magnoliopsida; Asterales; Asteraceae. The record is from the annotation of a GenBank genome assembly.
AUGGAAACAUCUCCUCCCGCAUCAAAAUUCCGAUUUAGAGAUCACGGUGAUGAUAUGGAGAACGGAGAAUCUGUCGUCGAUGAUACAAGUUCUGAACCGUCUUCAGUCACCAGCGAUGAAGACUCCGACAUCGAGUCUGAUGAGCUUGCAUCAAUGACCGCCAAGGGGAUCAAUCAUCUAUGUUUAGAACUCAUUGAGCUGAGGCAAGCAUCAGAAGUUGAUUUCCAAGAUAAUAUAAUCUCCAAUUACUUAUCCUUCAUCAGGGUUUUUAGAGAAACAAAAGGUAUAAACAAUGAAGUAAUGCAAUUGAAGUAUCAUCUGAUGUCCCAAAAACAGCUUGUUCAGAAUCUGAUGGAUGGUGCUUAUCUAAAGGCUGUAUCAGAUGAUCCAAUGGACACAGUCGUUGAGGAACACCCACUUGAUGAUCAAAACCCUACUACUUUUUUCAAGACUUGUGCUGAUGAGGUAUUAGAAACCCUAGACAACCUUCUGUUCGAGCAUAGAUUAGAAGAAGCAUUGGGGAUUUUCGAGAUAGAAGAUGGAAAUUCUCCAAAAGUGAAGUUACAAGAGGAUGUUUCACCAGAUGUAUGGAUGUGCUAUAAAUCUGACAUGGCUGAAAGGAGGGUAAAGCUUGCAGAUAAGCUAACACUGGUGGCUGACAACACAAGAAUCUCUGCUGCAGAACUGCAAAAAUCAUUAGUUGGACUUUCCAGCCUUGGUUUUGAUCAUCUAGCAACUCGUUUACUUUUCAAAUAUUACCAUACUCGCAUUGCUUCUGGUGUAAAUAAUCUGCAGUCCUCAGCAAGAUUUCUACCUGGGAUUCACAUUCAUGAUCUAGCAAAAUACAUAUUUUCCAUGAUGUAUCAAGCAGCAAGGAGUUUUGUUAUGUUACAUGGAGAAACUUCAACUUAUGAUUCAGAACUUAUGAAAUGGGCAUGCGAGGAAACAGAAGCUUUUGCUUCUUGCUUCAAUACACAUGUUAGAUUGAUUUCACAGACUGGUGACGGGUUGUCAAUGGUGGUCAACUCUUUACAUUCUGCCAUGUCAUAUUGCUCUGUGUUAGAAAGCCAAAAGUUAGUGUUACAACCGUGUUUGAUCGAACACAUUCUUCCUUGUAUACAAGGUUUUUUGAAGACUCGUUUUGAUCAUUUCAAGAAAGUCAUCAGCAUCUUCACAUCUAAUGAUGUUUGGGUUAUGGGAAGAUAUCUUGUAUCAGGAAUGUUGACAGAAGACGCCUCUUCAUUGGCUGAAUAUUGCUUACUCACCAACAGUGGCAGAAAGUUCAUGUCACUGCUACAGACAGCUAUUGAAGAUGCUUCAUCUUUGGUUUCUAUUUUGGGAAGUUCAAUUCUUGAAGAGCUCAUGAACCUGUUUACAGAGUAUGCUUUCCUCCUUCAAACAGCCCUCACCCAUGAAACAAACCAUGUUGUAGAAGGUGCACCAAGAAUCCAAAAGGCGGAAUCACUGUCACAAAAAGUUUCAAUAUUUGCCAAUUUAUCAACACUCGAGCAAUUCUUCUUCAUUGUGAUCAGAAACUUAUUCAAGAACGCAAAUGAUUUAAAGAUUGUAAUUGAAAGUCACAUGGAAUCAGUUGCAGGCACUUUCAGUAGACUGAGAACUGAAUUCUGCAAGCAAUUUAUACAUGACAUAAUGUCUAAUGAAGCUUCUUGCAUUAGGGAGCAUAGUGAUAUCAAGUUGUUGCAGGAUCUAAUGCCUUCUCUUCCUUAUCAGAUACUGUUUCUGGAACUAAGGAAAGUAGAAGAACUUGCUGAAGAGAAUGUGGUUGAAUUUGAUUGGUUGGUGAUGUUACUGAAAGAGCUCAUUGAAACUAUAUUUGAUUGGAUUUCCAGAAACCAUGAAAUCUGGAUGACUAACAAGGAGGAUACAACUGUUGAUCAAUCUGAUAGAUUAACUCAGUUUGCGGUUGACAUGCAAUUUGUGGUUGAAAUCGCAAGGCGUGGAGGAUACUUAACCACAAAUAUGAUGAAUUCUUCAAAAGAUGUUGUAUUAGAGAUGGAAUCAGCCAUGGUUUCUGGUGGAUUUGAUAUAAACAGAUACGUGGUUGAUUAUGAAAAGGUAGCCAAGUCUGCCAUGGAAGCUAUCAAAGAGCUUGAAGCAGUUGAAGAAGAAAAAUGGAAGUCGGAUGAAGGGAGUGAAGAACACCAAUCAUAUUUUUCAAGCGACUCGAUUGAAGAUGAUGAUAAUGAUGAUGACAAUGAAAUGUUUAAAGAAGUUUACUUGGAACCUCAACCAACAGAGAUGUCAGAUGAUGUUUGUGUUGAAGAGGAGGAGGGUGUUGGCGUUGUGAAUGUGGAGAUAAAAGAGGUUGUUAGUUUAACAACUUCUGAUGAGUUGUUGCAGCUCAGGAAGAUAAGAAGGGUUAGCAAAGUGGUUCUUCAAAACCAAGAAUGA